Molecule: messenger RNA, 1035 nt
Organism: Debaryomyces fabryi
Lineage: Eukaryota; Fungi; Ascomycota; Pichiomycetes; Serinales; Debaryomycetaceae
Gene: SFH5
Product: Sfh5p
Exons: 1
Coding region: 1-1035 (344 amino acids)
Biological process (GO): Golgi to plasma membrane protein transport; regulation of exocytosis
Cellular component (GO): plasma membrane; cortical endoplasmic reticulum; cytosol
Molecular function (GO): phosphatidylinositol transfer activity
Source: RefSeq, a predicted model, not a curated record
AUGUCAGAAACCGAAGUGGUUGAAAAACCAACUAACAAUCAAUCAGCUGAAAAAAUAAAUGCUAGCUCAGUUGGUGAUACUAUAAAAUCUACCGACCUCACGGCUGAUCAAAUAGAUAAGUUGGCAAAAUUGAUUGAGGCUAUUCCUACAAUAUUACUGAAGACUGAUAACCCUAAAUACGACGAAAUUUUUGGUCAUUGUGUCAAUGUUGAUUCCAAUGAACAUGUUGAUGUUUCUAUUAGAAACGAGAUUUUGUUGAAGUUCUUGAUAGCUGACGAAUAUGAUGUCGAAACUGCUACGACAAGAUUGGUUAACACCUUGAAUUGGAGAAAUAAGUUCCAACCUCUUUCUGCUGCUUACGAAGAGGAAUUUGACAAGGAAUUGGAUCAAUUAGGGGUUGUUACUGGGAAUCCAGAUGGUGACGAUAACAUGAAGUAUGUUACUUGGAACUUAUACGGAAAGCUUAAAAAUCCUAAGAAGGUGUUCCAACAAUACGGUGGAGAAAGGGAAUCCAAAGAAGGUGCCAAGGAAGGUACUCAAUUCUUGAGAUGGCGUAUAGGUAUCAUGGAAAAAUCGUUGCUGUUUGCAGAUUUCACUGAUCCAACGAACAACAAAAUCGCCCAAGUCCAUGACUAUAACAACGUCUCCAUGCUUCGUAUGGACCCUAAUGUGAAGGCUUCAACGAAGCAGAUUAUCAGUAUCUUUGGUGCCAACUACCCAGAGUUAUUAUCUGUAAAGUUCUUCAUUAAUGUUCCAGUAUUUAUGGGAUGGGUGUUCACAUUCCUCAAAAAGAUGGGUAUCAUCAGCGCUGAGACUUUGAAGAAGUUCCAGGUUUUGAGCAACGGUAACUUAUCUGAAUGGUUUGGUAAAGAUAACUUGCCAGCAGAAUACAAUGGAGGCAAGACUACCAAAUACAGUCUGUUAGAUUCUUUAGCCGAAUCCAUUCCAAAAGCUGAAAUUCCAGCCUAUGCUAAAGUCAUACUCGCACAAACGAAAGACCAAGAAAUCCAAAACGCUAACCUCUCUGUCGAGUAG